Molecule: messenger RNA, 2969 nt
Organism: Cercospora beticola
Lineage: Eukaryota; Fungi; Ascomycota; Dothideomycetes; Mycosphaerellales; Mycosphaerellaceae
Product: Sin1 family protein
Biological process (GO): TORC2 signaling
Cellular component (GO): plasma membrane; TORC2 complex; cytoplasm
Molecular function (GO): phosphatidylinositol-4,5-bisphosphate binding
Source: RefSeq, a predicted model, not a curated record
CACGUCGUCAUCCUUCACGCGUCCCACCUCCACUCUCCUAUAGAUCGACAACAUCACGGCCAUGACAACGCGCCAGCUGGUCUGGCGGUAGUACUUCCACCAUCAUGUCUUUGCUAACGAGCUCCGAGUUCCUCACGUACCAGCUGCGACUGGCUUACCUCCAAGCGGGUGAUGGCAUCGGCGAGAGGCUCAUCAAUCUCAACCCCGCCGUACUGAACAAUCCCGCCUUUCGCACUGCAGGAUGGGUGCCCGACGUCAAUGCUAUCAAGAGGUGCUACAGCCCACCCAUUCCCACAGGCACCUCCGCCGACAUCAGUAGCGAGUACUUCCAGCGCCCGCGUCGGCCCACGCGAGGUCAGGCCGAGGAAGAAGAUGGCAACGAGGGCGGUGGAAUGGUCACGGGUCAACCAGGCAGUGAGGACACUAUUGGCGCAGCAGGACUGCAUGACCACAGGAAACGCGAGAAGAGACGUCGAAGAGAGGCACUGGAAGACGAUGAUAGUUCGGAUCUGAGUGAUGACAGCGAUGAGGACGAGAAGGGACCAGCACAGAGUAUCAAGUUCUCCAAAAUGCCUAUUCGCCAUCGUGCCAAAUCAUCACCUCCCAGAGAGCCCAGCGCACUCAAGGCAGACAUCGAGAACGACGGUCCUGCGCUCAUGAUCACGAGUCCUUCCAGACCGCCCGAGACCAACUUCAGCAGACUACGCAGUGGCAGCAUGGGCCAGGUGGAAGCUGUCAAGCAAAGAGCGCGGAGAGACACCACAACCAGCUCAGAAAUGUCAAGCGAGAACGAUACUGUCGGUGCACCGAAGAAGUUCAAGAGAAAGAUACCGAGCAGGCCAGGAAAAGGUCCGAGUGUGCUGGCAUUGGAGGACGACAUCGAAGAGGAGGAAGCGGACGGACAGUCUGACUUGGACGAUGACGACGAUAUCGACGUCGGCGAGGCGUCUGACCUCAGCGACGAGUUCGAAGGUACUGCAGAAUCGCCAUCUAUGUUAGGUUUCCCCAAAGCAAGCGAUGACCUGUCGAGAUCACCUCUCAAGCCUCCUCCAGACAUCAUGCCAGCUGUCAGUGCCGGCAGCUCGUCACCGAAGAAGACGAAAGAGCCGCUACCCAGGCUUCCACGAUUGCCAUCUGGACCGAGACCGCUCAGCAUGCUACCCCAGCCUGUGUCGAUGAUCAGCAUGGCAUUGAAGGGCAACGCAAGUGGGUCUGCGGACAAGCCCUUUCAGCGCUUUGCAGAUCUUUCUGGCAAGGGCGAGGCCAGUCCGCUCUGGAUCAAAAUCUAUGCUCCAUUCUCAGAUAAGCCAACGAAGCCAGUCGAAGUGCCACUUCGCCGUACGAAAGAUGAUAGGCCUGUCACAGUAGCAGAACUGAUCGGUCUUGCGCUGUGGAGAUAUACUGAGGAAGGCUACAAACCAGAGCUGAAGCCGGAAGAGUGUAACAUCAACUGGUGGACGUUGAGAAUUGUCGAUGACGAGGAGAUAGAUCUCGACUUCCCAGCUCUGGGCCGCACACGACCAGCCAUUGACUUCACAUCCAACAACAACCGCCCUCCAAAUCGCAGAGCACGCGACAAGCCAUGGGAUGAAUUUGGUUUGGUGAAAGCCACGAAAGACCAGUUCAAAGAGAACGAAGCUCUGACUCCUCAAAUCGGCGACACGGCGCCUCCGCCUCUACCUACCCCAAAGCUUGAGGCGCAGAACCCUAUGCAGCGACCUACUGCACAGCGCACCGCGACCGAGACAUCACUGACACUGAAGCAACAGCCCACGUUCAACGCACGUCCCAAUCCGAUCACCGGUCCAUCGUUCGGUCCAAAUACGCUCCGCAAGGACACCUCCACUCAGUUGGCAGAUAUGCCUCAGCGAGAGGAGCGGCAAAACGCGGCCAAGAUUGGUGCUCCUCGCACAGUGACCAUUACUCACAUGAAUCCCGCUACCAUGGCAUCUCGUGUGGACAAAUACGAAACCACCACUGAUAGCUAUAUUGCUGAAGUGUUUGAGCAAGCAUGUGCGCGACUUGGUCUGGAGAAGGCGCUGUACAAUCUGAAGGUACACGGCACGCAGACAGUCGCUCCUCCAGAUCGCACAGUCGAAGCUCUGAAUGAGCGACUUCAUCUCGAUUUGGUCCCUCGUCGUUUCCAAGGUCCGGACGGCAUCCUCCUUGGACUGUCAGGUUCACCAGGCAGCUCAUCGCCCAACGCUCCGCUCGAACUCACGCCCGCUAAUGCCACUCCCGGGCAGCAAAAGAAGAAAAGCAAGUUCACACUGCACCCGCUGGCGGCACAACAAAAGUCGGAGCUUAACCAUACAACAUCGAUCCUCAACAUGCAGACCGAAGGCAAGCGAUACAAUGUACUGCGCAAGCAACCGCUGUCGUUCGCUGCUACGCAUCCGCGUACAUUGAUCAUUACCCCAGAAUACAUGACGAUCAUGCCGGCCGCGCCUGAUUCGCUCGCAGCACCAACUGGAAAGGUCACGAACGUGCCUAUGACUAGCGUCAUUGGUGCCAAAGUCAGUAGAAAGCACCCCAAGAUGGUGCGCAUCCUGGUCUACCGAGAGAAGGAGACCAAGCGCUACGACUUUGAAGCUGCGAAUCAUCGCGAGGCGGAAGAGAUUGUGGCUGACGUGAGACGGGGCAUGGAGGUGUUUGGGCAGGGCGCUUUCAUGGACUAGAAGUGCAGAAACAUGCGGUCAUGGCGAAAGUACGAUACUGUUGCUCAGGGAGUUGGUGUUGCAAAUGCGAAUGGCGUUGGAAAAGGGUAUACCCGGACAUCCUUGAGUGUCUUACUCACAACUUCGGUGUGAAGAUUACGACGGAAUGACUUUUCUUGUAAGACAGGGCACCAGCUGCUGCGUGGCUGGCUGAGGGGAGCAGGAUACUUCACUCGUUUGAUGGAAUAGAGUCGGCAUCCAAUGCAAAGGAAUGGGGAGAACCAUGUCCUCCAUACUAUGCACGUUACGGCC